This is a messenger RNA of Peniophora sp. CBMAI 1063, 1437 nucleotides long. Lineage: Eukaryota; Fungi; Basidiomycota; Agaricomycetes; Russulales; Peniophoraceae. The record is from the annotation of a GenBank genome assembly.
AUGCCACCCUCAGAACACACACCUCUGCUGCAAAACGGCGAGCAGCGCGCCAAGUCGUUCGUGCAUCGCGUCGUCGACGUCUGCAAGGCAGAGGGCGAACCUGGCUGGGGUCAUUCUCUACGCUAUUUCUUCUUCACCUCCUGGCUCAAUGUCGUUCUUGUCUUCGUCCCACUCUCCGCACUCGCUCAUUUCCUACACUGGGACGUCGCUCUCCGCUUCUCCUUCUCGUUCAUCGCUAUCAUCCCGCUCGCCAAGCUCCUCGGUGAUGCCACAGAGCAAAUGUCUCUGUCGCUGGGACAGACUCUCGCUGGCCUACUCAACGCGACCUUUGGAAAUGCUGUCGAGAUCAUCGUAGGCAUAACUGCGUUGCUGCAGGAUCAGAUCCGCAUCGUCCAAACCUCUAUGCUGGGCUCAAUCCUCUCCAACCUUCUCUUGGUUUUGGGCAUGUCAUUCCUCGCAGGGGGUCUUGUGAAGAAGGAGAGCUCUUUCCGUGUUACGGCUGCACAAACGAAUGCCUCGCUUAUGACACUAGCUUGCAUCACUUUGGUCAUUCCCGCUGCAUAUCACUCUGCACGUGGGCUGGGUACUAUCCCGUCCUUCUCGACCCCCUCGCCCGUCAUCCCGAAAACUCCUGUGGAACCGGACGUCAUUAGCGCGACGAAGUUUGUGGCAGACAAUGGCGCCGUUGUCGACAUCGACGAAGAGGGUCAACGCGGUUUACUCAUAAUCUCCCGCGGUACAGCGCUACUGCUGCUUGGCGUCUAUGUCGCGUAUCUCGUCUUCCAGCUCAAGACGCACUUUGCGCUGUUCCAGGCCAAAUCCAAGGCGAAGGUGUUGCAAUCUGAAGCACUCUCUGAUGAUGAAGAGGCCCUCCUCUCUCCCCCAUUGACGGCAACCAUCCCGGCUGUCAGUCGUGCGAAUGCUGGCGCUCCAUCCGAGAUUCGGCAGCAGGAAGAGGAAGAGGAAGAGGAGAAGGCCGAGAUGAGCGUCAUUUGUGCCUCUGUCAUGUUGCUUGUCGUGACCAUCAUCACGUCCUUUGUAGCAGACUACCUCGUUGCAUCGAUCGAGGAGUUUGCCGAGAGGUACCACAUUCCUAAGCCGUUCAUCGGUCUCAUUCUGCUACCCAUCGUCGCCAAUGCCGCCGAACACGUAACGAGCGUGUGGAUGGCCAUGAAGGAUAAAAUGGAGCUGACAAUAGGUGUUUGUGUGGGCUCUUCUAUCCAGCUCGCUACGUUCGUGAUCCCGUUCUUGGUUGUCGUUGGUUGGAUUUCGGGCCAUGAGCUCACUCUCUUCUUCGACAACUUCGAGACUGUGUCCUUCUUUGUCAGCGUGCUCCUUGUCAACCUGCUCAUCCAGGACGGCAAGAGCAACUACAUGGAGGGUGUCAUGUUGAUGACCCUCUACCUCGUCAUUGCCCUUGCUUUCUGGGUAUCGUAA